AUGGCCCCUCCACAUGCCACCGACACUGUUGUCAUGACCAACAAUGCUAAAAGAUACGCGUGCGACCGGUGUAGGGACCUGAAGCUUCGGUGCCCGCGGAACUGCGAAGAUGCACCUUGCGACCGCUGCCUGCGCGUGGACGCUCGCUGCAUCACAAGCAGCGGUCGACCGCUGGGUAGGCCGUCAAAUCACAGCGAGUCGCACGUCGACAUGUGUCGCGCUAAUCAUCACACGCAAUACAAACGAAAAAGGGCGGCCGGGGUGCCCAAGACCAUGGUCGUUUCUAAUGCUUCUGGGAUACCACCCAAUCGCGGCCCGGAUAAAGCGAUCGACGCGUCCUAUGUUCCCACUGAUCUGGGUCCAUCUCCGUUCGACGGAAUGCUGACCAUGGAGCUGGACGGAAUCCACGGGCCCUAUGAUCUCCCAGAACCGAGCGCGGGUCUAACAUAUCCCAGUGGCCUGGGAAGCGGCUUCCCGGUGACGGGCUCUGGGGAUUCGCUACAUGUUGUCGACUCGCCCCGGUGGUGGGCCGCCGGCCGCGAUUCCCCGGACAGGGUUUACACCGACACCAGUGACAUCUCCAACGGACGAAGCAUCCCGGUUUUGGAUGAGUUCUGCGAUUAUGACCUCGGACCUCCUGACAUGGUGCCGAGAUUAUGCAGAGAGCCGUCCGGCAGCGAUUCCGCACCGCCAGACAUCGCCAUCACGAAUAGCAACCACAGACACAGCAACGACACGAGGUCAGCCGUCGGGCGGCCCAACAGCGACUGGACGCCGCCCCUGAUGAAUGCACUCGGGAGAAUCUCACACCAGCUAGCCGAACUAAGGGCUCAAGCAUGCGACCUCUCCUCGCAGCCCGUCGGGGCCUGCACGUUCCAAGGCAUCACGCCGAACUUGGAAUUUCUCGACACCGAGCUUGGCGACGACGCCUCUGACGCCUCGUCUCUGCGGAUCAGGCUUCUGGGGAAGGCAGUGGUCGCCACCAUGCGAUUCACCCUAGUGCUACAGAUGAUGGCGCCGUCGCCGGUGGACUGGGCCAGCUUCGUGGGCGACGACCACUCUUCUGGCUCGGCAGAGGAUGCUACCUCUCGCCCCGUGUCUAGCCGCUCAUCGCCUACUCCGGCAGCCGCGGCCAACUCCUCAUCGCAGGUCACUUUGAUCACCCUGUCGACCUACCUGCAGCUAGGGGAGCUAUUCGACAUCAUCCUGUCUCCGACUGUUCAAUUCCUGGACAGCUUAGCCAAUGCGACCCUAGGCCCCAGCGAGCCCACGGGGAAGACCGCAAUGUUACCGACGCCGUCGACUCUCUCGCAACGCUCGUCUGGAAUGAGCGGCACGGAGGCCAGCUCGUCCGCGUCGGCGUCUGGGGUCGCCCGGCCGCGCAGCCAGGACAUCCUGAUCACAAUCCGUGUCGUCGAGCAUCAGUUACAUAAUCUGGAGAAGGUCAUUGGUCUUCCCGCGGAAUAUUGCAUCGUGGGGCGCCAGGAUAUGCCAUCUAAGGUCAUGCGUGGCGGCGACGCGUCCGUCCUGGCCAAGGCGGUGAUGCGACAGGCGCUCGAUACGUUGCGAUCGCUAAAGAAAACCUUAGACUGUAUUAAGACGGCGGUGCAGCGCCAGCGAAGCAGGCGGCUCGCUUAG
This is a messenger RNA of Aspergillus campestris IBT 28561, 1638 nucleotides long. RefSeq names its product Zn(II)2Cys6 transcription factor domain-containing protein. Bases 1 to 1638 code for a protein of 545 amino acids. The record is from RefSeq and is a predicted model, not a curated record. Gene Ontology annotation, molecular function: DNA-binding transcription factor activity, RNA polymerase II-specific; zinc ion binding. Lineage: Eukaryota; Fungi; Ascomycota; Eurotiomycetes; Eurotiales; Aspergillaceae. Gene Ontology annotation, biological process: regulation of DNA-templated transcription. The transcript has a single exon.